This is a messenger RNA of Anneissia japonica, 2243 nucleotides long. Its product is annotated as aqualysin-1-like. Gene Ontology annotation, biological process: proteolysis. The coding region runs from base 28 to 1236 and encodes 402 amino acids. NCBI's taxonomy places the organism in Eukaryota, Metazoa, Echinodermata, Crinoidea, Comatulida, Comatulidae. The record is from RefSeq and is a predicted model, not a curated record. The transcript is spliced from 8 exons. Gene Ontology annotation, molecular function: serine-type endopeptidase activity.
UUGUACUUUAGGAAACACACCGAUAAUAUGAAGCUGUUAGUAGCGUCCCUUUGGACUGUGUCUCUGUUAUCUUUGACGCAGCACAACCGAGGCUGUCCGUUAAGACCAUUACAGCCACCGGAGUGCACAAGUAUCGCUGCAUCCGACGCUACUACUGGUAAGGCCCCCCUUUACGGUAGCAGAUUAGAUGGCAAAACGUAUAUUGUUGUAUGUAUGAAUGACGAGAAUCCUGAAGCUAUGAAGGAAAAAAUAGAUAACAUGAGAUCAUUUAGGAACAUUCGUAUCGCGCCAAGCAAAACACUUAACGGGCCUUCAAAUGGCAUAAAAGCAGUUGUAUGUGAUCUUAACGAGGAAGAGUUAAAUAUGAUUCGUGGAAUGGAUGGUGUGAAGUAUGUGGAUAAAAGUACUAUAUUUAAACCAUCCGCAAUCACCAGAGUUUGGGGCUUAGACCGUAUUGAUCAGCGAAACCUCCCACUGGAUGGCGUCUAUUUCCCAUCGGGAAAUGGGGAUGGUGUAACAGUUUACGUCGUCGAUUCUGGCGUGAAUACUAAACAUGUUGAGUUUGGCGGCAGAGCAGAGAACUGGCACGAAGUUGUUACUGGCACAGGAGAGGAUUGUUUUGGACAUGGUACACACGUUGCGGGUACCGUUGCCGCAGCAACGCAUGGAGUCGCCUCGGGAGUGAAUAUACGUAGUGUACGUAUAUUUGGCUGUGCUGAAAGCAGCCCCUUUGAAGUUAUAGCUGAAGGACUUAAUCAUAUUUUGGCUCAUGGAGACAGUGGUAGCAUUGUAACCAUGUCACUUGGAGGCCCCCAGUCUCACGUGGCCGAUGAAGCUGUAAAGAGCUUGAUACGAGCUGGCUUUGUUGUUGUAGUCUCAGCAGGAAACGAAAAUGAAGAUGCGUGUGGGAGAUCACCAGCUAGAGUCACUGAGGCAAUUACUGUCGGGGCCACUAACCAAUCCGAUCAACGAGCAACAUUUUCAAAUUUUGGAACUGGUGUAGAUAUCUUUGCACCCGGUGUACGUGUAGAAUCUCUUGAUUAUAGAACAAAUAACGGAACACUCAUUUUUAGCGGUACCCCUAUGUCCGCACCUCAUGUUUCAGGAGUGGCUGCAAUAUUGCGGUCUAGAGGAAUACCUGCUGGGGAAGUCCGUCAGAGAAUUAUUGACCUAUCAAGUAAAGACAUUGUUCAAAACCCAAAUGGAUCCAACAAUCGUCUGCUUUUUAUUGAAUAAUCAUGUAAUCACAUUGAACCAAUUAGAUACCAAAGAUACUAAGAUUGACAGUACGUUUGAUGCUAAUGUAAUAGUAUAAAUAAAUUUAUGUAUUUUCGAUUAUAAUGUGUCAUCUAGUUCACAAAGAGUACAAAGAGUGGAAAAACAGUGAAAAAUACACACAAGAUGUACAAAAAUUGGAUCACCUUGUAAGGAUAAGUUGAGUUGAAGAAAAUCCUGUUAUCGUUAUAUGAUUUAAAAUUAGAACCUAUCAAUUUGAUGACAAGUAUCUAAACCACACGGCUACAUAACAUUUCAAUUAAGUUUAAUAGUUUGUUAAUAAUAAUAAUAAAAAUAAUAGUAUAAUAUAAGAUGUAGCCGCCGUAGAUCGAAAUGUAUAUAUUUUAGACCGUAUUAUUUUACACUGUAAAUACGACGACGACCAUUUAAAGACGUUGGUAAACUAGAUUAGCGAUUUUGAUAUAUGUUAUUUUAAAUAGGCGCGUACUUUACAGAGGCCCUAGUGUAUACACUGUCAUGAUUUACAGUAGUCAGUCAAAACAUUGGUUUCAACGAAAUAUAAUCCGGAAACGUACGCUGGCUGGCAGGGUGUAGUACUGCUUUCUUAUCUUGGCCACAACUUGACGUACUGUAGUCCUUAUUAUUUAGGCUUGAAAAAUAGUAAGAUUAGACUGAAAAAAAAAAAUGUUGAUGAACGUUGCAUUUUUAGAAUAAGGUGACUACUGAAUAAUGAUAUCAGGUGAUUGGUAUUUCCGGGCUUGGGUAGAAAUAACAUUUUAAUACAAGUAUCUAGAUUUGCGAAAAACACUCACUCACUUUAUAAUUUUCGUGAGUGUGGAAACGAUAGGCUCGGUCCCUAUUAUAUUUCCAUACUUCUUCGCAAAUUGCUUGACUUUACGCUAAGCUUUUAUUUUAUACUUACGAUUUGAUAGCUCAAUAUAUACUUUUAGCAGUAAACUCGGAUAUUGUGUUAUGUUUAUUUUGUGUCAAUAAAGUAGAGUAGCGCA